CAAAAACUGGUAUCGUGGUGUUAUCUAUCAUCUGAUGUUGGUAACGCAGAAACAUUUUUUGGUAUGAAACUCAUAUCUGUGUUAAAUCUAGCCUGUACAAUUGUCUUCCAGAUAAUGAAAAGGUUUGAAAAGCCAGUUGGUGUUGAUAUGACCAGUUAGAAAACCUUUGUCAAGACAGUAAUAUGUGGCAGGACAUUCCAGAUACAUGGUUGUUAGAGAUUUUCCAGUAUUUAAAGUUUCAAGACCUGGUGAACAUUACUGCAGUCUGUAAGAAAUGGCAGCGUGUGGCUUUAGAUGAAACUUUAUGGAGAAAGUUAAUCAGGAGAACAUAUAAUCUCAAAAAUACAGACCUAGCUCCAGGUAAAGACUCCUGGUACAGUGAGUACAAACGAUUCUAUUAUCACACACCAGCAAUUGAGAGUGAAGUGCUCACUGAUCACACUGAUGAAGUAUUAGAUGUUGCAUUUUCUCAUAAUGGAAAAUAUGUCUGUACUACUUCAAAAGACUGCACUGUCAAGGUAUGGGAAAUUGGGUUUCCAACAACCCUAAAGUAUUCAGCAGACUUAAAAGAAAUGUUAGAAUGGAGUUUAACCCAAUAUGCUGUGUUUAACAAAACGGAUGAUUUUUUAUUGGUGUGUGGUGUUAACAUCAAUGGACCGUACUACAACGAGUUCUUCAUGGGACAUGGAGCAAUCUUUGACAUGACACAAGGUUUCACUAUAAUUAGAGUGAUGGGUAUGAAUCCACCUCAUCUGUUUGCUGAUUGGGCUGAUACAGAAGUGUGUUUAGGUGGAUAUGCCACAAAUCAUGAUCACCUAACUAUUAAUUCUUUCAAGGUUCCAGAUAAAAGGACUAGAAUGAACCAGGAAACAGUAAAGCCUCCAGACCCUCAGGAGAUAUUAGAUAAUACAGAUGGAAAUAGACUAUGUACAUUUUAUGCGGAUUGCAAUCAUACUAUGAAUCUAAUGGUAGCUAAUGUUCCAAUCAAACAAAAACCUCCGACGCCAAAAUGUGAUAUAAAUAGAAACGCAAAUUCUGUGAUAUACAACACAGAUAGAAAUAAUAGUGAUACAUGUAUUAAAUACUUAAUUUUUGUGGCAGGAAUUCAUGAUUGUAUAAUUUUACACAAGUUAAAGGAUGUUCAAACAACAAAAGAUUUUGAUGAAGCCAACGCAGUUCGACCUUUCAGCUAUGAUGUGAUACGAAGACCUGGACAGUAUAUAUCUGGUAUGAAGUUGUCACAUGACCACAGGUAUUUAUAUUUUAAUUUCCGUGAAGCAGUCAAAGUAGAAGAAAAUGAAGAAUGGGAAGACUAUCUACACCUGAAGGAAAAUCUACAAGUUAAUGUCAUAGACCUGCAGACAAAGCAGAUAAUGCCGGAUAUUGUCUAUGAGGGACACAAAGGUUUCUCAGAAUACCCAGCAUGGUACAUAUGUCUGGAUACCUCAGAUGAUAUUGUGGCAAGUGGAAGUGAAGAAGCUAAAGCCUACCUAUGGGAUAGAUAUUACAGAUGUUUGAUUACUACAUUACAACACAAAGAGGGUGUGGUCAAUGGUCUAGAAUUUAACCCUAAAGACUGUGAGACAAUGGUGACAUCUGGUGAUGACCAUACGAUCAGAAUAUGGAGGUCAAGAAAUAGGAUGAAGACAUUACAACCAGUUGAUUCUUCAUACUUAUAGAAUUAUAAAAUAUGCAAUUGAAAUUAAGAGAUUAAAGAAUAGGAUUACUGGUAGUUGAGAAGAGUAAGCAAGACAUUAUAUGAGAGAAUGUUGUCAUAGAGAUAAAGAGCUACAUGAUUGAAUCUUUAUUGGUGUUUUAAUUCCAAAUCAUUCAGAUGUUGAAUGUGUUUUACAGUGUUUUGAUCCUUAUUUCCCAGUAAAAAAAAAAAAAAAACCCUAUAUUUACAGCUAUUCAAACUGUAAGUGUUAGUACAAUCUAUUUGAUCACUAUUUUAACUUUAGGACAUUUAGAACAUUGAUAAGUAGAAUUGAAUGGACUAUUUUUCGAACAGAAAUAAAUCGACAAAAUUCCUCUAGAAAUCUUAAAAUCUUCUUAGAUAAACUGUAGUUUAAAUACAGGUUAGUUAUUAUUGGAUGAGAUAUAUUUAUGAAUGCUUGAGAUAAAAAGAAGAUUUAAUCUGACAGCAAAUGGUGGUGCUUAAUAAGAUAUAUUUUAUUUUUUUAAAUGUUUUUUUUUUUAUAUUUUAUAAACAAAAAUAUUAUUGAGGUAGAACACACAAAUAUUUCUGAGAAUCAAAAAGAUUUUUUUUUUUUAAAGUACCUUGAAGGUAAAACUUUUUUUGUUGACUUUGAUGUGGAUUACUAGAUUUAAUUUCAGAAUGCUAUAAGUUAUUACAGCAAUUCAACUUGUUUGUCUGUUUGCAAACAAAUAUUUCUGUUACAUGUUACAGGUACUACUGAACCAAAUGAAUUCAUGUUAGUGGAAAUACCAAAAUAAAACAGUAUGACAUUUUUUGCCUGGUAAGAGAUUCAGGCUUCUUGAAGCUUCUAUUUUUCAUUGAUUUCACAUAUCAUACAAGAGUUGUCUUAAGUAACAUUAAGUUAAAUGGUAAGGUGUUAUAUAUUGUUUAUAAGUUGACGAAACUGGGACAGUUUGUAUUUAAGUACAUCUUAGAUAUUUUUUCUAAUAAAUUGGACCCUACAUAGGAAUGUAUGGUAAAUAUUAUAAUGUAAACCAAGUUUGAUAGAUUCAGAUUGUUUAUUAAUAUUAUUUGAAUGCUGUUUAUGAUUCUUUUUCAAGGAAUGUUUGUUGAAGAAAAUUUGUUUAUGAAUGUUUGUUAUUUGAUUUGUUAAUAAACAGUAUAAAAUAUGCUAUUAUUAAAAUGA
Messenger RNA from Mytilus trossulus (common blue mussel), 2846 nucleotides. RefSeq names its product F-box/WD repeat-containing protein 5-like. Gene Ontology annotation, biological process: protein ubiquitination. Gene Ontology annotation, molecular function: protein binding. NCBI's taxonomy places the organism in Eukaryota, Metazoa, Mollusca, Bivalvia, Mytilida, Mytilidae. Bases 183 to 1679 code for a protein of 498 amino acids. The transcript is spliced from 8 exons. Gene Ontology annotation, cellular component: SCF ubiquitin ligase complex; Cul4-RING E3 ubiquitin ligase complex. The record is from RefSeq and is a predicted model, not a curated record.